GCCGCACCCGCCUUCCGGGUCGGGACCGUCCGAGCGGAGCCGAACCGGGACGGGCCGGGCCCACCGGGAGCGGCCGAGCUCCAGCGGGAGCAGCCGGGCCGAGCCAAACCCGACCGAGCAGAGCCGAACCGGACCGGGCCGGGAGCAGCCGAACCCGCUCGGAGCGGGCCGAGCGGAACCGGGAGCCGCCGAAGGCGCUCGGGAGUAGCCGGGAGCAGCCGAACCCGUUCGGAGCGAGCCGAGCGGAGCCGCCGAACCCGCUCGGGCCGGUUCCGUCGCGGGCCAUGGGGCAGAUCGAGUGGGCCAUGUGGGCGAACGAGCAGGCGCUGGCCGCCGGGCUCAUCCUGCUGACGGGCGGCAUCGUGGCCGUGGCGGGGCAGUUCAAGGGCUGGUACUUCGCGGCGUACUCCAUCGCUGCAGGCGUCCUGGUGUGCCUGCUCGAGUAUCCCAGGAGCAAACGGAAAAAGGGCUCCACCAUGGAGAGGUGUGGCCAGAAGUACCUGACAGCCGUGGUGAAGCUGCUGGGGCCCCUCACCAGGAAUUAUUACAUCCGAGCCAUCCUCCACGCUGCCCUGGCUGUCCCUGCUGGAUUCCUCCUCUCCACCAUCCUGGGCACCGUCUGCCUGGGCAUUGCCAGUGGCAUCUACCUGCUGGCCGCGGUGCGAGGGGAGGAGUGGAGACCCAUCGAGCAGAAGCCCCGGGAGAGGCCCCAAGGUGGGGGCACCAUGAAGGCGCCCCCCAGCAACCCCCCGCCCCGGCCGCCCCCCGACGCCCGCAGGAAGCAGCCGGAGCUGGGGGGGCAGGUGAACCCCAUCCCCGUGGAGGUGGAAUAAUGGGGAUCCCCUGCCCUGCUCCUGCUCCUGCUCCCCAGCUGCUCCUGGAUCCGCUGCAGCCAACCAUUGGGCUCCUGGGGUCCCCAAAACCCUGGUGCUGGGGUCCCCAGCUCCUUAUGAUGCUCAGAUCCCUCAGGGGGAUCAUCAGUUCCUCCUGGGCUCUCCAAGGGAUCCCCAAAUCCCCAGCAACGCUCAGCUCCCUGUAGGAUCUCCAUCCUCUGGGGAUCCCCAAAUCUCCUAAGAUGCUCAGCUUCUUGUAGGAUUUCCAAUUCCCUAUAGGGUCUCCAUCUCCUGGGGAUCCCCAAAUUCCAGCAAUGCUCAGCUCUUUGUAGGAUCUCCAUCUCCUGGGGAUCCCCAAAUCCCCUAAGAUGCUCAGCUCCUUGUAGAAUUUCCAUCUCCCUGUAGCACCUCCAUCCCCUUGAGAUCCCCCACAUCCUCUGAGAUGCUCAGCUUGUAGGAUCUCCAUCUCCCUGUAGGAUCUUCAUCUCCUGGGGAUCCCCAAAUCUCCAGCAAUGCUCAGCUCCUUGUUGGAUUUCCAUUUCUCUGUAGGAUCUCCUGGGGAUACCCAAAUCCUCUAAGAUGCUCAGCUCCUUGUAGGAUCUCCAUUUCCCUGUAGCAUCUCCAUCCUCUUGAGAUCCCCACAUCCUCUGAGAUGCUCAGCUUGUAGGAUCUCCAUCUCCCUGUAGGAUCUCCAUCUCCUGGGGAUCACCAAAUCUCCAGCAAUGCUCAGCUCUUUGUAGGAUCUCCAUCUCCCUGUAGGAUUUCCAUCUCCUGAGGAUCCCCAAAUCCGCUAAGAUGCUCAGCUCCCAAAUUCCCAGCAAUGUGAUGCUCCCUGUGGGGUUCCCAGUCCUCGGAGGCUUCCCAGCUUCUGGAGAUGCCCAAAUCCCUGGGCCUGCUCAACUCCCUGUGGGUUCUCCAGCUCCCAGGCACUCCCCAGCUCCUGGGCUCCCCAAAUCCCAAGAAUGUUCAGCUUCCUGUGGGGUCUGCAGCCCCCAAGGCCUUCCCAGCUCCUAAAGAUCCCCCAAAUCCUUGGAGAUUCUCAGCUCCUGGGAAACCCCAAAUCCCUGGGCAUGCUCAGCUCCCUGAGGGUCCCAACUCUCCAGGCACCCCCAGUUCCCUGGGGGAUCCCCAAAUCCCUGUGGAACUGCAGCUCUCAGGGAACCCCCAGCUCCCAGGGGGAUCAGGCAGCUCUGCUCCUGCUCUCCCUGGUUUUUGUCAUUUUUGUCAUUUCUGCAGUUGCUGUUGCAAUAAAAAGUGGGAAAGGC
Messenger RNA from Zonotrichia leucophrys gambelii, 2098 nucleotides. RefSeq names its product cytochrome b-245 light chain. The transcript is spliced from 6 exons. The coding region runs from base 285 to 833 and encodes 182 amino acids. Gene Ontology annotation, molecular function: heme binding. Lineage: Eukaryota; Metazoa; Chordata; Aves; Passeriformes; Passerellidae. The record is from RefSeq and is a predicted model, not a curated record.